ACUAGCAAACUACGGUCUUUAGCUGGCGAAAAAAAGUUAUCUCACGAAUGUCACUAUAAUCUUUAAAAGUAACGACUUUUAAAGAGAAAUGCUCCACGUCAUUUGUAGGAUUCAGACGUUCUAUUUUCAUUGCGUGACAAGCCUGUAGACGUUUGUAAGCUAACAGUCUCAGCUGGGCAGCGGUCGGCGUUAGCUUCAAAUGACUGUAUGGCUAAUGUCUGUAUGUCAAUAUCCACUUGCAAUGUGCUUGUUGCUUCACGACUACUCCAAAUGUUAGCAUGUUGUCGCCGCACUGCGGCUUCACAAUGCAACUGCAAAAGAAGCGGAUGCCACGUCAUGGUCUUGGGGAGGACCAAGUGGCAGCGGGACUUCACUUCCCAGAAAUCACGGCGGCUUCUCUUCAUUGGCGUGCUACCUCCUCAGCGUCCUCUGUAUAUACCGGCUGAUGCGAGUUGUUUCCCGGAGAGCCGCGUCCCCUAAACGCCUUCCUGCUGCAGCCACAGGCAGAUGGAGGACAGGAUGACGGAUGCCAGAUGGAUACUGAGCAGGUGCUGCCAAUAACCCUCGGUGAAGGAUGGCGGAAGGCGGUGAGGGAGAGGAGGAGAUCCAGUUCCUACGAACGGAUGACCAGGUGGUUCUGCAGUGCACCGCCUCCAUCCUGAAGGAGCAGCAGAUUAAACUUUGUCUGUCCUGCGAGGGCUUCGGGAACCGCCUCUGCUUCCUGGAGACCACGUCCAACGCUCAGAACGUGCCUCCAGACUUGGCGAUAUGCAACUUCAUUCUGGAGCAAUCCUUGUCGGUGCGUGCCCUGCAGGAGAUGCUGGCCAACACGGUGGAGAUGACCGAGGCAGUCGAUUUGGACAAAUGGUCCUCCCAAGGUGGCGGCCACCGCACCUUACUGUACGGCCACGCCAUCCUACUGAGACACAACCACUCUGGCAUGUACCUGAGCUGCUUGACUACGUCUCGCUCACUCACGGACAAGCUGGCCUUCGACGUGGGGCUACAGGAAGACUCCACCGGUGAGGCAUGCUGGUGGACCAUUCAUCCAGCCUCCAAGCAAAGGUCAGAAGGUGAAAAGGUCAGGGUGGGCGAUGACCUCAUCCUAGUCAGUGUAUCGUCAGAGAGAUACCUGCAUUUGUCCUACGCUAGUGGAGACCUCAUGGUGGACGCCUCCUUCAUGCAGACUCUGUGGAACAUGAACCCCAUUAGCUCAGGAUGUGAACUCGCUGAAGGGUUUUUGACGGGGGGUCACGUUCUCCGGCUGUUUCACGGCCACAUGGACGAAUGUCUGGCCAUCGCCACACCAGAGGAAGGAGAGGAGAAGCGCAGGAUGGCUCACUACGAAGGUGGUGCUGUGUGCAGCCAGGCUCGUUCCCUGUGGAGGCUGGAGCCUUUAAGGAUCAGUUGGAGCGGCAGCCACUUGAAGUGGGGGCAGUCUUUCCGCAUCCGCCACAUCACCACAGGCCGGUACCUGUGUCAGGAUGAGGAGAAGGGCCUGCUGGUGGUGGACUCGGACAGGGCCAACACCAAACUGUCUGCUUUCUGUUUCCGCGCUUCAAAGGAGAAGGUGGACGUGGCCCAGAAGCGAGACGUUGAGGGGAUGGGCAUCCCGGAGAUAAAGUACGGAGAGUCCAUGUGCUUUGUGCAGCAUGUGUCCACCGGCCUGUGGCUCACGUACGCCGCGCUGGAUGCCAAAGCUGCUCGCCUGGGAAUGAUGAAGAGGAAGGUCAUGCUGCACCAAGAAGGCCAUAUGGACGACGCCCUCACUGUGUCUCGAUCCCAGACUGAAGAGUCUCAAGCUGCUCGUAUGAUUUACAGCACCAUGGGUCUCUUCAGGCAGUUCAUCAAGGGCUUGGACUCUCUGAGCGGGAAGAACAAAUCUCCAGGAGCUGUGUCACUCCCUCUGGAGGGAGUCAUCCUCUCACUGCAAGAUCUCAUCUUCUACUUUAGUCCCCCCGAGGAGGAGCUGGAGCACGAGGAGAAGCAGACCAAGCUCCGCUCCCUGCGUAAUCGGCAGAAUCUCUUUCAAGAGGAGGGAAUGAUCACCAUCGUGCUGGAGUGCAUCGACCGGCUCAACGUGUACAACACAGCCGCGCACUUCUCUGAGUGUGCAGGGGAGGAAGCUGCCGAGUCCUGGAAGGAGAUUGUCAACCUUCUUUACGAGCUACUGGCUUCCCUCAUCAGGGGCAACCGUUCCAACUGCGCCUUGUUCUGCGACAAUCUGGACUGGCUGGUCAGCAAACUGGACCGUCUGGAGGCCUCGUCAGGUAUCCUGGAGGUGCUCUACUGUGUGCUCAUUGAAAGUCCUGAGGUUCUGAACAUCAUCCAGGAGAACCACAUCAAGUCCAUAAUCUCUCUUCUGGACAAGCACGGAAGGAACCACAAGGUUCUAGAUGUCCUUCGGUCUCUGUGUGUGUGCAACGGUGUCGCUGUGAGGUCCAAUCAGAACCUUAUCACUGAAAACCUGCUGCCGGGUCGCGACCUGCUGCUGCAGACCAACAUUGUGAACUACGUGACCAGUGUUCGGCCAAAUAUCUUUCUGGGCACAUGCGAGGGCUCCACGCAGUACAAGAAGUGGUACUACGAGAUGAUGGUGGACUACGUGGAGCCUUAUGUGACGGCGCAGGCGUCUCACCUGCGUGUGGGCUGGGCCAUGACAGAAGGCUACAGCCCCUACCCUGGAGGCGGGGAGGGCUGGGGGGGUAACGGCGUGGGAGACGACCUCUACUCCUACGGCUUUGAUGGUCUCCACUUAUGGUCAGGCACCGUCCCUCGCCAGGUGGCCUCGCCCAGCGCUCACACUCUAGCCGCCGACGAUGUGGUCAGUUGUUGUUUGGAUCUGAGCGUGCCCAGUAUCUCCUUCCGCAUAAACGGACACCCGGUUCAGGGCAUGUUUGAGAACUUCAACGUGGACGGCCUCUUCUUCCCAGUCAUUAGCUUCUCAGCUGGAGUCAAAGCUCGUUUCCUCUUGGGUGGUCGUCACGGAGACUUCAAAUUCAUGCCCCCGCCCGGCUACGCCCCGUGCUACGAGGCACUGCUGCCGAGGGAGAGGAUGCGCAUCGAGCCCAUCAAGGAGUACAAGCAUGACUUCAGCGGCGUGCGGAACCUGCUUGGGCCCACCCUGUCGCUCACCCACACUUCCUUCACACCCUGCCCGGUGGACACGGUCCAGAUUGUGUUGCCUCCGCACCUUGAGAGAAUUCGAGAGAAGCUGGCGGAGAACAUUCACGAGCUCUGGGCCAUCACCCGCAUUGAGCAGGGCUGGACUUAUGGGACUUUCAGAGAUGACAACAAGAAGCUUCAUCCGUGUUUGGUGGACUUCCAGAGUCUCCCCGAGCCUGAGAGGAACUACAACCUGCAGAUGUCUGGAGAGACUCUCAAGACUCUCCUGGCGCUGGGCUGCCAUGUGGGCAUGGGUGACGAGAAGGCAGAGGAGAAUCUUAAGAGGAUCAAGCUGCCAAAGACCUAUGUGAUGACCAACGGAUACAAGCCUGCACCACUCGACCUCAGCCAUGUCAAACUGACACCCAACCAGAACCAGCUGGUGGAGAAACUGGCAGAGAAUGGGCACAACGUCUGGGCAAGGGACCGCGUACGUCAGGGCUGGACUUACAGCAUCGUGCAGGACAUCCUUAAUAAGCGAAACCCUCGUCUGGUGCCCUACAACCUGCUGGACGAGAGAACCAAGAAAACCAACCGGGACAGUGUGAACAACGCGGUCCGCACACUCAUCGGCUACGGCUACAACAUCGAGCCUCCAGAUCAGGAGAGCACUGGACACGGCCUGGAGAACAUCCGCGGGGACAAGGUUCGAAUCUUCAGGGCCGAGAAGUCGUAUGCUAUCACGCAAGGGAAGUGGUACUUUGAGUUUGAAGCCGUCACCACGGGGGAAAUGAGAGUUGGCUGGGCUCGUCCGAGCGUCCGAUCGGAUACAGAGCUGGGAGCGGAUGAACUUGCUUAUGUCUUUAACGGCAAUAAGGCACAAAGGUGGCACAUUGGCAACGAGCCCUUCGGUCGCCAGUGGCAGUCGGGUGACGUGGUCGGUUGCAUGAUUGACCUGACGGAGAUGAACAUCAUGUUCACACUCAACGGCGAAAUGCUUAUCAGCGACUCUGGCUCGGAGAUGGCUUUUAAAGACAUUGAAAUUGGGGAAGGUUUUAUCCCGGUGUGUGCACUGGGCCUGUCCCAGGUUGGAAGGAUUAAUCUCGGUCAGAAUGUCAGCAGCCUGCGCUUCUUUGCAAUAUGUGGUCUUCAGGAGGGAUUCGAACCCUUUGCCAUCAACAUGAAGCGAGACAUCACCAUGUGGUUCAGUAAAAGUUUGCCUCAGUUUGGGCCCGUCCCUACCGAUCACAACCACCUCGAGGUGUCUCGCGUGGAUGGGACUGUGGACAGCGCCCCCUGUCUCAAGCUGACCCACAAGACCUUUGGGUCGCAGAACGCCAACACAGACAUGAUGUUCCUCAGGCUCAGCAUGCCUGUGCAGUUCCAUGAGACCUUCAAGAUCCCAGCGGGCACCACACUGCUCACCCGUGCGCUCACCAUACCCGAGGACCAAGUGGUGGUGGUGGAGCCGGAUUCUGAGUUUGAGGUGCUGAAGAAGUCUGCCAGCCGCAAGGAGCAGGAGGAGGACAAGAAGGAGCCGUCUGUGCCCAAGGAGGUCUCUGUGGAAAAUGAGAAGGACACCAUUUCCGAGAAAGGAAAGAAACGAGGAUUUUUUUUCAAGGCCAAGAAGGCAGCCAUGACACCUCUUGCCCCUCCUCCCGCCCCUCCCACUGUGCCUCGCUUGGUGGAAGAUGUGGUCCCUGAUGACCGAGAUGACCCUGAGAUCAUCAUGAACACCACCACAUACUACUAUUCUGUGAGGAUCUUUGCCGGGCAGGAGCCCUCCGGCGUGUGGGUCGGUUGGGUGACGCCUGACUACCACCAGUUUGAUCCCAACUUUGACCUCAGCAAAGUGCGGAGUGUUACCGUCACUGUUGGAGAUGAUAAAGGCAACAUACACGACAGUAUGAAGCACAGUAACUGUUACAUGGUUUGGGGAGGGGACCUCGUCAGCACCCAGCAGACCCGCUUCAGCCAGGAAGACAUGGUAGUCGGUUGCCUUGUCGAUCUGGCAACGGGUCUCAUGACCUUCACGGCCAAUGGCAAGGAAAUUAACACCUUCUACCAAGUGGAACCCAACACCAAGCUGUUCCCCGCCGUCUUCAUCCAGCCUUGCAGUCAGAACAUGGUGCAGCUGGAGCUGGGAAAACUCAAGAAUAUCAUGCCCAUCUCGGCAGCCAUGUUCCGCAGCGAGCGCAAGAAUCCGGUGCCCCAGUGCCCCCCCAGGCUGGACGUCCAGAUGCUGACCCCAGUCAUCUGGAGUCGCAUGCCCAAUCACUUCCUCAACCCUGAGGUGGGCAAAGUGAGCGAGAAGCUGGGCUGGAUGGUGGAGUGCACCGAGCCGCUCAUUAUGAUGGCGCUGCACAUCCCGGAGGAGAACAGGUGCAUUGAUAUCCUGGAACUGUCGGAGCGUCAGGAUCUGAUGAAGUUCCACUACCACACGCUCAUGCUCUACUGCGCCGUGUGCGCCCUGGGCAACAACCGGGUGGCUCACGCUCUGUGCAGCCACGUGGACGAAUCCCAGCUCUUCUACGCCAUCGAGAACACCUACCUGCCCGGACCGCUCCGAAGCGGCUAUUAUGACCUUCUCAUCAGCAUCCACCUGGAGUCCGCAAAACGGGCGCGCCUGGGCACCAACAAGGAGUUCAUCGUGCCCAUGACGGAGGACACGCUCAGCAUCAAGCUCUAUCCUGACGCCAAGAAGGCCCAUUCCCUCCCCGGUGUCGGCCUCACCACCUGCUUACGACCGAAGCUGCAUUUCUCAUCCAUCAACUUUGUGGGAAUGGAUCCUGACCUGUACACACUCAGCCCCAUCUUCCCUCUGCAGGAGCUGAAGACGCGGGCCAUCAGCAUGUUAACAGAGGCUGUUCUGGACGGUAGCCAGGCCAUGCGCGACCCAGUGGGAGGCAGCGUGGAGUUCCACUUCGUCCCAAUCCUGAAGCUGAUCAGCACGCUGCUCAUUAUGGGCAUCUUCAACGACGAAGACACCAAACACAUCCUGAAGAUGAUCGACCCCAACGUGUUCAGUGGAAAAGAAGAAGACGAAGGAGAAACGUCGGAAGCCCAAAGCGCCGAGGUGAAGGAGGAGGCAGAUGAACUGGAGGACGAGGGUAUGGGUGAGGAGGAGGAGGAGCUGAAAGACCUGAUGAAAGGAGAGCAUGAAGACGAUGAAGAAACUGAGCAGAAGGAGGAGGGACAAGACGAGGAGAAGGAGGAGGGAGAGGCCAAAGGAGGCAAGGUGGAUGGAGAGAAGGCAGAAGAAGAGAAGGAAACCGAGAUGGUGGAGGCUGAGUUCAAAGAGGACGAAGAGGGUCUUGAGGAAGGAUUACUCCAGAUGAAGUUACCAGAAUCCGUCAAACUUCAGAUGUGUACACUCCUGCAGUACUUCUGCGACUGUGAGCUGCGACACCGCGUGGAAGGCAUCGUCGCCUACUCAGACAAUUUCGUCCACAACAUUCAGGACAACCAGCGCAUUCGUUACAACCAGCUGAUGAGAGCCUUCACCAUGUCGGCGGCUGAGACCGCACGCAAGACUCGCGAGUUCCGCUCCCCGCCACAGGACCAGGUUCUUUUACUCACCAACUUUAAACACAGCCCAGAGGAUGAGGAUUGUCCCGUGCCCGAGGAUGUGCGUGAUACCCUAGCAGAGUUUCACAACGAUCUCCUGCUUCAUUGUGGCAUACAUGUAGAGGAGGAGGCUGAGGAAGAGGAGGUGGACACCUCACUGAGAGGAAGACUCCUCAGUCUGGUGGAUAAAAUUAAGAGCUUGCGUAAGAAGAAUGAGGAGGAGAGGCCUGAGGCAGAGGAGGAGCCAAAACCUAGCACCCUUCAGGAGCUCAUCUCCCACACCAUGAUCCAUUGGGCCCAGGAGUCGUUCAUCCAGAACCCGGAGCUGGUUCGCCUGAUGUUCAGCCUGCUCCACAGGCAGUACGACGGACUCGGCGAGCUGAUCCGAGCGCUGCCCAAAGCCUACGCCAUCAAUGCCGUGUCUUAUCAGGACACCAUGGACCUGCUGGAGUGUCUAGGGCAGAUCCGCUCGCUGCUCAUUGUCCAGAUGGGCCCCGAGGAGGAACGCCUCAUGAUCCAGAGCAUCGGGAAUAUCAUGAACAACAAGGUUUUCUACCAACACCCCAAUUUGAUGAGAGCUCUUGGAAUGCAUGAGACCGUCAUGGAGGUGAUGGUCAAUGUGCUGGGCGGAGGAGGAGAUUCCAAGGAGAUCCGAUUCCCGCAAAUGGUGACCAACUGCUGCCGCUUCCUGUGCUACUUCUGUCGGAUCAGCCGGCAGAACCAGCGCUCCAUGUUCGACCAUCUGAGCUACCUGCUGCAGAACAGCGGCAUCGGGUUAGGUAUGCGUGGUUCCACCCCUCUGGAUGUGGCGGCGGCGUCCUGCAUUGACAACAAUGAGCUGGCCUUGGCGCUGCAGGAGCAGGAUCUUGAAAUGGUGGUGACAUACCUGGCCGGGUGUGGGCUGCAGAUGUGUCCCAUGCUGCUGUCUAAGGGCUACCCUGACAUUGGCUGGAACCCCUGCGGAGGGGAGCGAUAUUUGGAUUUCCUCCGCUUUGCCGUCUUUGUGAACGGAGAGAGCGUGGAGGAGAACGCCAAUGUCGUGGUGCGUCUUCUCAUCCGCCGACCUGAGUGUUUCGGCCCGGCGCUUCGGGGAGAGGGUGGGAACGGCCUGCUGGCCGCCAUGGAGGAAGCCAUUAAGAUCUCAGAGGACCCAGCGAGGGACGGACCUACUGUCAAAAAAGACAGACGCUUCAUGUUUGGUGGUGAGGAACAGCAGGAGGAGAACCGAGUGCACUUGGGAAACGCCAUCAUGUCCUUCUACUCGGCCCUCAUUGACCUGCUGGGUCGCUGUGCACCUGAGAUGCAUCUGAUCCAAGCAGGAAAGGGUGAAGCUCUGAGAAUCCGAGCCAUCCUGAGGUCUCUGGUGCCCAUUGAGGAUCUGGUUGGAGUCAUCAGCCUGCCUGUGCAGAUUCCUGCUCACGGCAAAGACGGACAAAUUGUUGAGCCCAAGAUGUCUGCCAGCUUUGUUCCCGACCACAAAGCCUCCAUGGUGCUCUUCCUGGAUAGAGUGUACGGCAUCGAAAACCAGGACUUCUUGCUUCAUGUGUUGGAGGUCGGCUUCCUGCCCGACAUGAGAGCCGCAGCUUCUCUGGACACUGCGUCGUUCAGCACGACUGAAAUGGCGCUGGCGCUGAAUCGCUACCUCUGCUCGGCCGUUCUGCCCCUGCUCACCAAGUGCGCCCCCUUAUUCGCCGGCACCGACCACCGUGCCAUCAUGAUCGACUCCAUGCUCCACACCAUCUACCGCCUGUCCCGCGGCCGAGCCCUCACCAAGGCCCAGAGGGACGUCAUCGAGGAGUGCCUCAUGUCGCUCUGCAAGUAUCUUCGACCUUCCAUGCUUCAGCACCUGCUCAGAAGGCUGGUGUUUGACGUGCCCAUCCUCAACGAAUAUGCAAAGAUGCCGCUCAAGCUUUUGACCAACCACUACGAGCGCUGCUGGAAGUACUACUGCUUGCCAAAUGGCUGGGCCAACUUUGGGGUGACGUCAGAGGAGGAGCUCCAUCUCUCUCGCAAACUCUUCUGGGGAAUAUUUGAAUCUUUGGCUCACAAGAAAUUUGAUGCAGAGCUCUUCAAGAUCGCCAUGCCAUGCCUGUGUGCCAUAGCCGGAGCCAUCCCGCCUGACUACGUGGAUGCUAGCUACUCCUCUCACACUGAGAAGAAGGCGUCAGUGGAUGCUGAGGGCAACUUUGAUCCCAAACCGGUGGAGACCACAAAUACCAUCAUCCCGGAGAGGUUGGAUGUCUUCAUCAACAAGUAUGCAGAGCACACGCAUGACAAAUGGGCAUUUGAGAAGAUUCAGAACAACUGGACCUACGGAGAGGUGUUAGAUGAAAACGGCAAGACUCACCCGAUGCUGCGGCCGUACAAAACCUUCUCUGAGAAGGACAAGGAGAUCUACCGCUGGCCAAUUAAAGAGUCCAUCAAAGCCAUGCUGGCAUGGGAGUGGACCUUGGAGAAAGCCCGGGAUGGAGAGACAGAGGUGGAGAAGAAGGCCGCCACACGAAAGAUCUCCCAAACCGCUCAGGCCACGUAUGAUCCCAGCCAUGGCUACAGCCCUCAGCCUAUAGAUAUCACGGCAAUGGCUCUGUCCAGAGAGCUGCAGUCCAUGGCCGAGCAGCUGGCGGAGAACUACCACAACACUUGGGGCCGGAAGAAGAAGUUGGAGCUUCAGUCCAAAGGCGGUGGCACCCAUCCUUUGCUGGUACCUUACGACACGUUGACCGCUAAGGAGAAGGCCAGAGACAGAGAAAAAGCUCAGGACCUCCUCAAGUUCCUCCAGCUCAACGGAUACGCUGUGACGAGAGGCAUGAAGGACAUGGAACAAGACAUCUCCUCCAUUGAGAAGCGUUUUGCCUACGGCUUCCUCCAGAAGCUCCUUAAAUGGAUGGACAUCGCCCAGGAGUUCAUUGCUCAUCUUGAGGCGGUGGUCAGCAGCGGUCGAGUGGAGAAAUCGCCACACGAGCAGGAGAUUAAAUUCUUUGCCAAGAUUCUCUUGCCACUGGUAAAUCAGUACUUCAAGAACCACUGUCUCUACUUCCUCUCCACUCCUGCCAAAGUCCUGGGUAGUGGAGGACAUUCCUCCAACAAAGAGAAGGAAAUGAUAGCAAGUAUCUUCUGUAAGUUGGCUGCUUUGGUGAGACACAGAGUUUCUCUUUUUGGAUCGGACGCCAGCGCAGUGGUCAACUGCCUGCACAUUCUGUCCCGCUCGCUGGAUGCCAGGACUGUCAUGAAGUCAGGGCCUGAGAUCGUCAAGGCCGGCCUGCGCCAGUUCUUUGAGAGCGCCGCUGACGACAUCGAGAAGAUGGUGGAGAAUCUCAAGCUGGGCAAAGUGUCCAGCCGCAACCAGGUGAAAGGUGUAGCCCAGAACAUCAACUACACCACCACCGCCCUGCUGCCGGUCCUCACCUCACUGUUUGACCACAUUGCUCAGCACCAGUUUGGAGAUGACGUCAUGAUGGACGACUUGCAAAUAUCCUGUUAUCGUAUCAUGUGCAGCAUCUACUCUUUGGGCACCGUCAAGACGCCGCAUGUUGAAAAGCAGCGACCGGCUCUCGGAGAGUGUUUGGCCCACUUAGCAGCCGCCAUGCCCGUUGCCUUCCUGGAGCCGGUGCUGAAUGAGUUCAAUGCGUUUUCCGUUUACACCACCAAAACCCCCCGAGAAAGAACCAUUCUGGGUCUUCCCAGCCAAGUGGAGGAGCUUUGCCCCGACAUCCCAGAGCUGGAGAUCCUGAUGAAGGAGAUCCACGAUCUGGCCGAGUCCGGGGCCCGCUAUACCGAAAUGCCUCAUGUGAUUGAGAUCACCCUGCCCAUGCUCUGUAAUUACCUGCCACGCUGGUGGGAGAGGGGACUGGAGAACUUCCCAGAGCUGGAGGGGCAGAUCUGCACCUCCGUUACCUCCGAGCAUCUCAACCAGCUGCUGGGAAGCAUCAUGAAGAUUGUGGUCAACAACCUGGGAAUUGAUGAGGCAUCCUGGAUGAAGAGGUUGGCAGUGUUCGCCCAGCCCAUCGUCAGCAGGGCCAAGCCGGAGAUGCUCAAGUCCCACUUCAUUCCCACCAUGGAAAAGCUGAAGAAGCGCUCGGGCAAGGUGGUGGCCGAGGAGGACCAGCUGCGUAUGGAAGGCAAGACGGAGGUGGACAGCGAAAAUGGAACCAUCCGGGACGAAUUUGCUGUGCUGUGCCGUGACCUCUACGCCCUCUACCCCUUGCUCAUCCGCUACGUGGACAAUAACAGGGCGAGAUGGCUAACGUGUCCGGAUCCUGAUGCAGAGGAGCUCUUCAGAAUGGUGGGGGAGGUCUUCAUCUUCUGGUCCAAAUCUCACAAUUUCAAGCGGGAGGAGCAGAACUUUGUGGUGAUGAACGAGAUCAACAACAUGUCCUUCCUCACCGCUGACAGUAAGAGCAAGAUGAGCAAGGCCGGAGACGGAGAGUCGGGAGGCUCAGAGCAGGAGCGUACCAAGAAAAAGCGACGGGGGGAUCGCUACUCGGUGCAGACCUCCCUCAUUGUGGCUGCGCUGAAGAAGAUGCUUCCCAUCGGCCUGAAUAUGUGCUCCCCUGCCGACCAGGAGCUCAUCAACCUGGCAAAGAUCAGAUACUCGCUGAAAGACACAGAUGAAGAAGUGAGGGAGUUUUUGCACAACAAUCUUCACCUGCAAGGCAAAGUAGAGGACCCGGCGAUGCGCUGGCAGAUGUCUCUCUACAAGGAGAUGUCUGGGAAGGCUGAAGACGCCGAGGACCCAGAGAAGGUGGUGAAACGGGUACAAGAGGUGUCUGCUGUCUUGUACCACAUUGAGGUGACGGAGCAUCCCUUCAAGUCCAAGAAAAUGGUGUGGCACAAGCUGCUGUCCAAGCAGCGGCGCAGGGCCGUGGUGGCCUGUUUCCGGAUGACGCCCCUCUACAACAUCCCCACGCACAGAGCCACCAACAUGUUCCUGGACGCGUACAAGCGCAACUGGUUGGAGACGGAAGGCUACUCGUUUGAGGACAAGAUGAUUGAUGACUUAUCUAAAGCCAUGGAGGAAGAGGAAGAAGAGGAAGAAGAGACGGAUACCAAGCCCGACCCCCUUCAUCAGCUCAUUCUUCAUUUCAGCCGAACCGCUCUCACAGAGAAAAUAAAACUUGACGUAGACCACCUGUACAUGUCAUAUGCUGACAUCAUGGCAAAGAGUUGCCACAUGGGUGAGGAUGACGAAGAGGGGGAAGAGGAGGGGGAGGAGCCAUCCUUUGAGGUGCGGCAGACAGAGAUGGAAAAGGAGAUGGAGAAGCAGAGGCUGUUGUACCAACAGUCCCGGCUGCACAACCGCGGCGCUGCGGAGAUGGUCCUGCAGAUGAUCAGCGCCUGCAAAGGUGAGCCUGGAGCCAUGGUUUCUUCCACACUGAAGCUGGGAAUCUCCAUCCUCAAUGGAGGCAACUGUGAUGUGCAGCAGAGAAUGCUGGACUACCUGAAGGACAAAAAGGAUGUGGGAUUCUUCCUCAGCGUUCAAGCUCUGAUGCAAACCUGCAGCGUUUUGGACCUAAAUGCUUUCGAGAGACAAAACAAGGCAGAAGGACUUGGAAUGGUCUCAGAAGAGGGAACCAAUAAGAAGCUUGAACGCGAUGAGAAGGUGAUGGCGGACGAUGAAUUCACGUGCGACCUCUUCCGCUUCCUGCAACUGCUGUGCGAGGGCCACAACAACGACUUCCAGAACUACCUGAGGACUCAGACCGGCAGCACCACCACCAUCAAUGUCAUCAUCUGCACCGUGGACUACCUUCUGAGACUCCAGGAGUCCAUCAGUGACUUCUACUGGUACUACUCGGGGAAGGACAUCAUCGAUGAGCCCGGCAAGAGGAAUUUCUCCAAAGCCAUGACGGUGGCCAAGCAGGUCUUCAACAGCCUGACAGAGUACAUCCAGGGUCCGUGCACGGGGAACCAGCAGUCUCUGGCCCACAGCAGGUUGUGGGACGCCGUGGUGGGCUUCCUGCACGUCUUCGCUCACAUGAUGAUGAAACUUGCUCAGAUGCAUCCAGAUCCUGGACAACCAAACGGCGAUCAUUUUUGGAGUAGAACACCCUGUGAGGACUCCAGUCAAAUUGGGCUGUUGAAGGAACUGUUGGAUCUGCAGAAGGACAUGGUGGUGAUGCUCUUGUCUCUGCUUGAAGGCAACGUAGUGAACGGCACCAUAGCUAAACAGAUGGUUGACAUGCUGGUGGAGUCCUCCAGCAAUGUGGAGAUGAUCCUCAAGUUCUUCGACAUGUUCCUAAAACUGAAGGACAUUGUGGCGUCUGACGCCUUCCGCGACUAUGUGACGGAUCCACGCGGGCUCAUCUCCAAGAAGGACUUCUCCAAGGCCAUGGACAGCCAGAAGCAGUACUCCCCCUCAGAAAUCCAGUUCCUCCUCUCCUGCUCGGAGGCCGACGAGAACGAGAUGAUCAACUUUGAGGAGUUUGCUGAUCGAUUCCAGGAGCCGGCCAAAGAUAUCGGCUUCAACAUUGCCGUCCUCCUGACCAACCUGUCGGAGCACGUCCCACAUGACACGCGCCUGCAGAACUUCCUGGAGCAGGCCGAGAGUGUGCUCAACUACUUCCGCCCCUUCCUGGGCCGCAUCGAGAUCAUGGGCGCUAGCCGCAAGAUCGAGCGUAUCUACUUCGAGAUCAGCGAGGCCAACCGCAACCAGUGGGAGAUGCCGCAGGUCCGAGAGUCCAAGCGGCAGUUCAUCUUUGACGUGGUCAACGAGGGCGGGGAGAGCGAGAAAAUGGAGCUCUUUGUCAACUUCUGCGAGGACACCAUCUUUGAAAUGAACAUCGCCGCCUCCAUUUCGGAACCCGAGGGAGACGGUGCAGAGGAGGAGGAUGAUGACGAAGAGGAGGAGGAGGCAGGCAAGGAAGGAGACUCUGGAGAAGGAGAGGAAGGCAACGGAGAAGCAGAAGCUCCAGAGUCCACCUCGGCCUUUGCGGACUUUCUGGCCAGUGUGGUCAACUUCUUCAACAUGUUCACCUUCCGGAACCUGCGGCGGCGCUACCGCAAGCUUCGGAAGAUGACGGUGAAGGAGAUGGUGAUCGGCCUGGCCACCUUCAUCUACACUGUCCUCAUGGGCAUCUUGAUCUUUGUCUACAACAUCUGCAAGGGCUUCUUCAUGCUCAUUUGGAAGGUGCUCUUUGGCGGAGGCUUGGUGGAGGGCGCCAAGAAGAUGACGGUGACAGAGAUUCUCGCCAGCAUGCCCGACCCCACACAGGAUGAAGUUCACGGGGACCUGCCGCCUGAGCCGGGAGCGAGGGAAGUCCAAGACACCGACGGAGCAGCGGACCUCUUGGAUGCGGGAGGAGGAGAGGAAGAAGAGGAGGACGGCGAGGAGAGAGAAGGCGGGCGCCUGCCUGGUUUCAACGCUCCUGGAGGACUUGGAGACUUUGGGGAGACCACGCCAGAAGAACCUCCCACUCCAGAGGGCACGCCCCUGCUGAAGAGGAAGUUGCUGGCUGCUACAGUCGGAGGACAAGAAGAUGAAGAACAUGUGGAACCUGCUGAAGAAGAGGCAGCUCCAGAGACAGAGAAGGCAGACACCGAGAACGGAGAGAAGACCGAGAAGGUAGAGCCUGAGCCAGAAGUCAGGGAGGAAGAACCCGAAGAAAUCGAGGAGCAGACGGUGACGACGAAGACAAAGAAGGAUAAGAAACCCGUGGAGGAAGGUUUCGAGCUUUGGAACGAGCUGGAGGUUCAGAGGGUGAAGUUCAUGAACUACCUCUCCCGAAACUUCUACAACCUGCGCUUCUUGGCCCUCUUCAUCGCCUUUGCCCUCAACUUCAUCCUGCUCUUCUAUAAGGUGUCUGACAGUCCACCAGGAGAGGAGGACUUGGAAGGUUCUGCUCUGUUUGAGGCAUCAGGAUUAUUUGAAGGCUCUGGUGCGGAUGAGGAAGGAUCAGGCUUUGAAGAUGGUGGCGAGGAUGACGAAGACGAAGGGCCCAUGUACUACUUCCUGGAGGAGAGCACGGGAUACAUGGAGCCGGCGUUGGCGUUCCUCAGCAUCGUCCACACCAUCAUCUCCUUCCUCUGCAUCAUCGGCUACAACUGCCUUAAGGUUCCUCUGGUGAUCUUCAAGAGGGAGAAGGAGCUGGCCAGAAAGCUGGAGUUUGACGGCGUCUACGUGACGGAGCAGCCUGAAGAUGACGACAUCAAGGGCCAGUGGGACAGACUGGUGCUCAACACGCCAACCUUCCCUAACAACUACUGGGACAAGUUUGUGAAAAGAAAGGUGUUGGAUAAAUAUGGUGACAUCUACGGCAGAGAGAGGAUCGCGGAGCUGCUGGGCAUGGACUUGGCCUCUCUGGACGUCAGCGCCAUGACGCACGAUAAGAAGCCCGAACCCGACAACUCUGUGUUCAGCUGGAUAACAUCCAUCGACAUCAAGUACCAGAUCUGGAAGUUUGGUGUUGUGUUCACGGACAAUACCUUCCUGUACCUGGUCUGGUACAUGCUCAUGUCUCUGCUCGGACACUACAACAACUUCUUCUUCGCCGCUCACCUCCUGGACAUCGCCAUGGGCGUCAAAACCCUGCGCACCAUCCUGUCCUCCGUCACACACAACGGCAAGCAGCUGAUGAUGACGGUGGGCCUGCUGGCCGUGGUGGUGUACCUCUACACCGUGGUGGCCUUCAACUUCUUCCGCAAGUUCUACAACAAGAGCGAGGAUGAGGACGAGCCCGACAUGAAGUGUGACGACAUGAUGACGUGUUACCUGUUCCACAUGUACGUCGGCGUGCGAGCCGGCGGCGGCAUAGGAGACGAGAUCGAGGACCCGGCAGGAGAUGAGUACGAGCUCUACCGAGUGGUCUUUGACAUCACCUUCUUCUUCUUUGUCAUCGUCAUCCUGCUGGCCAUCAUCCAAGGUUUGAUCAUCGACGCCUUUGGAGAGCUGAGAGACCAGCAGGAGCAGGUCAGGGAGGACAUGGAGACAAAGUGCUUCAUCUGCGGGAUCGGGAGCGACUACUUUGACACGACGCCGCACGGCUUUGAGACCCACACUUUAGAGGAGCAUAACCUGGCCAACUAUAUGUUCUUCUUGAUGUAUCUCAUCAACAAGGAUGAAACGGAGCACACGGGACAGGAGUCAUAUGUGUGGAAGAUGUACCAGGAACGCUGCUGGGACUUCUUCCCGGCCGGAGACUGCUUCCGUAAGCAGUAUGAGGAUCAGCUGGGAUAAAGUUGCCAUGUGUCGAUGAGGAGAAAGAAGCAAAAAGGAACUUCAUAAGGGAGGAAAGAUAUCAGUAACUCAAUAAUGUCAUGCUAUGCACACUUUGACUGCACUACAGUACACCUGCAGCAAUCACCUUCCAUCAAAUGUUAGCAUCACGGUAAAGACGCCAGCGGCCUUUUUUAACGGUCAUGUCCAUAGAUUGCCUUGCAUAUCAGCUGCUUCGAGACGCAACAGUCGCCUCCUUCAUUCAUCACUCAAUGUUGUCCCUAAACGCAUCAUCUUCUUAAGAGCCUGAAGGUGAGCGUGUGGACGCUGUGUUUUAGUGCCUAUAGCAAAGUCACUGCUUUGGAAUAUGCUUUAUUAACUGUUGUAGGAUGUGCGGUCCUGGCAGGACCGCCUCAGAAGCUCCCACAGCUGUUUUCUUGAUAGUUGGGGAGGGGGGG
Doryrhamphus excisus (bluestripe pipefish) is the source of this 16281-nucleotide messenger RNA. Lineage: Eukaryota; Metazoa; Chordata; Actinopteri; Syngnathiformes; Syngnathidae. The record is from RefSeq and is a predicted model, not a curated record.